Molecule: messenger RNA, 418 nt
Organism: Capsella rubella
Lineage: Eukaryota; Viridiplantae; Streptophyta; Magnoliopsida; Brassicales; Brassicaceae
Exons: 2
Coding region: 35-418 (127 amino acids)
Biological process (GO): regulation of protein localization to cell surface; regulation of double fertilization forming a zygote and endosperm; double fertilization forming a zygote and endosperm
Cellular component (GO): extracellular region; vesicle
Source: RefSeq, a predicted model, not a curated record
UUAGCAUUUGCUUCUUCUUCUCUUCUUCAUCAUAAUGAAACAAAUCACUCUCAUCCUCGUUCUAAGUCUCCUCUCAUCUUUGUUUACGCCUCAAACCACAACGGCGUCUUCCUUAUUCCCGUUUCCAUUCCCGCUUCCGCUUCCAUUCUCGCUCCCUUCCAUCUUCGGUGCAAGUAUCGGAGGUAACGGUAGUAAUGAAGAGUUAGCUAGGAGGUGUUUCCCAGACCUAGGAGACGGAGAAGCCUGCGUGGCGGAAAUCUUCGGGUCAUUCUUUAACCGUCAAAUCACGAUAGGACCAGAAUGUUGCAAGGCCAUCGUUGAGAUCGACCAAGACUGCACACAAGCCGUUUUCAAACCAUUCACCGAUUCUUACUUUAGUACUUCUGUCAAUCAGUAUUGCACUUACAUCAAUAAUUGA